AUAAAUAUGAAAAUUCAAAAAAAAAGAAAAAAGAAAGAGGAAUUGGUGACAGUCAUUUCAUGGUUGCCUGAUUUACCAAGACAAAGCAAAACCCCACAUCAACCCGGAAAAACCAACGAACACAGCACCAAAGCAAAGCAAAGCAAACGUAAGACCUUCGUUGCUUAUGUUGUCCGUGAACCCUAAUCCAGCUCCAGGGUUUUACUUUUUCGAUCCCAUGAAUAUGGGUCUUCCUGGUCUUAAUUCUCUGCCGCCUCCUAAUCCUGCGCCUCCUGCUACUACUUCCUCCUCGACGGCGAUGCCGGCCACCGCUGGGAAUCCCACCUCGUUUGUUGAGGACCCCAAUAAGAAGAUCCGGAAGCCGUAUACCAUUACCAAGUCUAGAGAGAGCUGGAGCGACCAGGAGCACGACAAGUUUCUGGAAGCUCUGCACCUGUUUGAUCGUGACUGGAAGAAGAUUGAAGCCUUUGUUGGAUCGAAGACUGUUAUCCAGAUCCGUAGCCAUGCACAAAAGUAUUUUCUAAAGGUUCAAAAGAGUGGGACUAGCGAACAUGUGCCUCCUCCUCGGCCAAAAAGAAAAGCUGCUCAUCCCUACCCACAAAAAGCACCUAAAAAUACUCCAAAUGUAUCACAAGUAGCUGGCCCGUUUCAAUCUUCAUCUGCUUUGCAUGAACCCAAUUAUGCAUACAGGACGGAUUCAUCAACUGUUCUUGGGAAUCCAAUUACGAAUGCUACUUCCUGGAGUUUUAACACUGUUCCAGUCCCACCAGUCGGCAUAUCACAAGUGACAAAAGAUGAUGCAGUAUUGGCUGGACCAACCAUCACACAGAAUUGCUGUUAUAGUAGCAGCAAUGAGAGCACUCACAUGACUUGGCCAGUCGGUGAAGCAGUUGAGCGAGGGAAUCAUGGCAAGCCACCUAGAGUUAUGCCAGAUUUUGCUCAAGUGUACAGCUUUAUAGGCAGUGUCUUCGACCCCAAUGCAACUGGACACUUACAGAAAUUGAAGCAGAUGGAUCCAAUAAAUUUGGAAACAGUGUUGUUAUUGAUGAAGAACCUUUCCUUUAAUUUGACUAGUCCUGAGUUUGAAGAUCAUAGAAAGUUGCUUUCUUCAUAUGAUGUCGGUUCUGAGAGUGCUAAACUUGGUAGCGGAUACAACAGUCUUCAUGCUGUCAAAUCAGAGGGUGCCGCAUCUGCAUUAUGAAGUUGUCUCAUCACAAAAUGAGAUUUCUAGUGCAUAACCCUGUAAUAUCUCAUCUUCCAGUUCAUCCGAGCCCAUCCCUGACAUUGAAGCUCGAACUCCAGGUUUACAAAAAGAGUUCUGGGAGCUUGACUUGCUAACAAGACAUAGGGAUCAGAUGUAUGUAUGUAUGUAACCAUGUAUAUGUAUAUGUUGUGUAGAUAUGAUCUUCGUAGGACCUGCCAGUAUGUAGGACAGCUUUGUCAAUACACCAAUGUAUAUUUUUCCCAUCUUGUGUGUAUUAUACACCGGUUUUCUGUGUAAAGGCUGUUGUCUAUAGUUCUUUGAGAGCAUCGUUUGUGAGUUUUGACUGUGCACCUUUGUUGGGGCUUGCCUUGUAUACCAAGGUCUUAGAACUUUUCCUUUAUAUGGAAUGAAAUCCUAAGCUUGAG
Molecule: messenger RNA, 1629 nt
Organism: Rubroshorea leprosula
Lineage: Eukaryota; Viridiplantae; Streptophyta; Magnoliopsida; Malvales; Dipterocarpaceae
Source: the annotation of a GenBank genome assembly